Chlamydomonas reinhardtii is the source of this 1664-nucleotide messenger RNA. RefSeq lists its product as uncharacterized. Bases 230 to 1003 code for a protein of 257 amino acids. NCBI's taxonomy places the organism in Eukaryota, Viridiplantae, Chlorophyta, Chlorophyceae, Chlamydomonadales, Chlamydomonadaceae. Gene Ontology annotation, cellular component: endoplasmic reticulum membrane; Hrd1p ubiquitin ligase ERAD-L complex. The record is from RefSeq and is a predicted model, not a curated record. The transcript has 4 exons. Gene Ontology annotation, biological process: endoplasmic reticulum unfolded protein response. Gene Ontology annotation, molecular function: ubiquitin-specific protease binding; misfolded protein binding.
CUCUACUCAUACACACUGCACACAUACCGUCUGGAAAAAGCUUGGAAUACAUAGGCAAAAGAAGUUGGUCCACGAUCGCUCUGCCAAACUCGGUCACUGGAGGCACCCAGCUAACUUGCAUCGACAUACCAUCACAUACACCAAUCAAUUGAGCCCCUGUGCUCCGCGAAACACGCCACUCCGGUUAAGGGACACUUCAUCCCCACUUCAGAGAGCGUAAGCAGGCGCGAUGCCGCCGCGCAUCCAAAAUGUGAACGCUGCGGGAACGGGUGUAGGGGCUUGGUUUGAGAGCCUGCCGCCCAUCACCCGAACCUAUGCGGCAUCGCUGUUCAUCGUCACCCUGCUGUGGCGCUUGGGCUUCGUCAAUGUUAUGUGGAUUGCGCUAUUAUGGCCGCGAGUGGCGACGCACUUCGAGGUUUGGCGCCUGGUGACCAACUUCUUCUUCAUGGGCAAGUUCUCAUUCAACUGGGUCAUCAAGAUCCUGUGGCUGCUGUCGUACGGCACCACGCUGGAGCGCGAGACGUUCGCCUUCGAGCCGGCCGACUUCCUGUUCAUGAUGCUGUUUGGCGCCGGCUGCAUGCUGGGCCUGAGCCUGGUGCUGCUGUUCGGCCUGGGCAUUCCCAUGUUCUUCAUGGCCGACUCCCUCAUCUUCAUGCUGCUGUAUGUGUGGAGCCGGCAGUUCCCGCAACAGCAGGUGUCCAUCUACGGGCUGUUCAAGGUGCUGGCCUUCCACGUGCCCUUCGUGUUCGUGGGCAUCGAGUUCCUCAUGGCCGGGGCCAUCCCGUACCCCUCCCUGCUGGGCAUCGUGGUGGGGCACAUGCACUACUACCUCACGGUGCUCUACCCCGCCAUCGGCGGCCCGCGCCUGCUCGCCACGCCCCGCUUCCUCAAGAACCUGCUGGCGGACGCAGGCGUGGGGCGGCGCGUCAACACGCACGCCGCGCCGGGGCUGGACGCAUUCCGCGCCUUCGGCGGACGCGGCAACCGGUUGGGCGCCAACUAGGGCUGUGGGGCAGACUGUGGCGGGGGUUGGAGAGGGGCAAGAGGGGCAGUACUGAUGAGUAGAUCUCGGAUAAGAGGGCUUGCGGGGGGCGACGUUGCUGGGGAGAGGGCACGUUGGGGUGUGCUGUAGGCGAAGGAAAAGGAACAGGUCAAACGGCACACGGCGCGUGAGCAGAGCACGCAAGUCACGCUGCGGACACGAGGAAAGGCGGUUGUGACCCAUGUGAGAAGAAUUGUUGACUGCUUUAGUUGUUCACACCAUCCCAUGAGGGCUAAGGGUAAGAUGGCCAGGCGGCGAGAGGAGGCGCGAGCUCGUUACGCUGCUGGCAGGAUGAAGGAGGCGGUUGUGGCUGGCGUGUAAGGCAUGAAGUGCGGGCUGGGUUGGGGAAGACCCCUUCCUGGCACACGGCUGGCGGCUGGGCCCUUCGCAAGGGUUGUACGGUGUGCUUGGAGAUUGGUGACUGGCAAAGCUUUGUGUGCGAGCUGGCCUCAGGAUUGCGUGGGAGCUCGCCGCGGCAGGCAGAUGGCGCCUGGCUGGGUGAGGAGUUGGAAGGGCCCCGGUGUGCAGAACUGGUGGAUAUUGUAUGAUGACUCAUGCAUGGCAACACUGGCGGAUCUGGUCGCAACAAUGUAUCAAUGGAACUCGUAAGAGUCUCUUUCCU